This is a messenger RNA of Gossypium arboreum, 1860 nucleotides long. Its product is annotated as ribonuclease MRP protein subunit POP4. Lineage: Eukaryota; Viridiplantae; Streptophyta; Magnoliopsida; Malvales; Malvaceae. Gene Ontology annotation, molecular function: ribonuclease P RNA binding. The transcript is spliced from 13 exons. The record is from RefSeq and is a predicted model, not a curated record. The coding region runs from base 338 to 1270 and encodes 310 amino acids. Gene Ontology annotation, cellular component: ribonuclease P complex; ribonuclease MRP complex. Gene Ontology annotation, biological process: tRNA 5'-leader removal; rRNA processing.
ACUACCAAAUGUCAUAUUAAGACUUUUUUUUAAUUAUACUGACCUGUGACUUCCUCUUAAUCCCAAUUUCCCAAAUCAAUUCCUAAAAACAAAAAAUCCCCUAAGUGCCGCUCAUCACCUCCAGCUGUUCAGCGCCGCUGCCCUUCGACAGCCGUCUCCACUCCGGCGGUCUCUCUAUCUCCCGCUUACUCUUUCGCCGGCGCCCAUCACCGUUGCUUCGUCCCGCGCCGGAGUUCACCACUGCUGGCGCUUCUCCGCUCCAGCCUUCAGACGUUUCCGUGCCGCUGUGCCGCCGGUCAAUCUCAUCCAGUUCCAGCUUAAACCAGUUUAGUUUCUGAUGGCGACAACAACCCCGGUUAGUCAAAAUCAAAGAAAGCGAAGUUUAGAAGAAGCAUUGGAACGACGGUUUGCUGUUGCUAAAGCCGAGCUUCUUCAAGAACAGAAGAAAAACAAAACGACAUUGGUUGAAGAAGAUGGAAAAGAAAUGUCUAGCACUAAAGCACCCAUUGCUCCUUCCUCCAAUUUGUCAUUGAAGAAAGGAAAUUUUCCCUUCUCGGGUCCCUCUAGUUCACAAGAUGUUGAAGAAAAUGGUGAAGUAUAUUCCAAGCUAUCAGAACCUAUGCAUGAGAAUUUGUUACCAGUUGAUUCCAAGUUUUCCAACAAAAAAGGAAGCAUGGCAGAUAAGAUAUUGCAUGAACUUCUUCAAGGUGGUGAUUCAGCUCAGAAAUAUAUGCAAGGAUCUAGAAGUAUCAAAUUCGAAAAUUGGAUCCUCCUUGAUAAUUUCGUGAAAGGUCGACUUAUGUCUACCGGUUCUCAAAUCAGGGCUUUGAAGAACCUCUCUAAGCGCUCUAAAAGACAUAUGUCGAUGAAGCUGCUUAAGAAGUCUGGAGUAUUUGAGCUGCCUCAGGCUAUGCAAAAGUUUGAUACAUUUAAACCAAUGCAUGAAAUGUGGAAAGGCUACAUGAAUCAACUUCUAAAAACUAGUGGGAAAAAUCAGUUGGCUCAAUGUCUUAUUGGUGCGGAUUUACAUGGUGCUCUCAUUCUAGUGGCCGAGUGCAAGGUAACUAGUUUCACUGGAGUGAGUGGUAUUAUGAUUCGUGAGACUGCGGAAACAUUUGGUCUAAUAACCCAGGACAAUAAAUUCCGAGUUGUCCCCAAAAAGUUAUCUAUCUUCAUAUUCCAAGUUGAUUGUUGGAAAAUUACAUUACAAGGCGAUAAACUCACUUCAAGAAACUCGGAAUAUACCAGAAGAAGAGAGAUAUCAAGGUAAAUGAGACAUUUUGCAUACAAUGACCAGAAAUCAUGAAUAAAAUCACUAUAUGGGACUAGAAGGCAAUUUACAUCAAUAAACAAGCAAAGAAGUGUCAUCAUUCAAAUUUUAUGCGAAUGCUUGGUUGGAACUUGAAAGCAGGAGCAAACACCCCACAAUUUUAAUUAAUUCCAUUUUACUAUCUGCGUAUGUAUAUAUUACAUUCCUGCCUUGAAGGUAUAAGCUCAGCGACCUCUUGGAACCCUACUUCAAGUGAAAAGAACCAGCCAACGUGGACAUUGAUGAGCUUUCCACUGCUGAGGCCAUUGAAAGAGUGGUGGAGUUCAUGUCAACACUCCCAACAGAAAAUGGGUGGAAUUCUUUCCCAACACUAUGAGUAAACUAGUAUUUCUGUUAAGAAUUUUCUUUUUUUUUAUACGUAGCAUGCCACUGUGUUAUCGUUCGGUUAUUUCAUCAACUGUAUAGUUUUUAACCAUAUAAAUGGAUUAACUUUUUAACAAAAAAGAUUAAUUUGCUUUUUGAUCUAAGGUAUAGAGGCAAAUUUGUCCUUUUUUUAAUAGAAGGAGUAAAAUGUAAUCUAACUUCUAAUA